Messenger RNA from Aspergillus aculeatinus CBS 121060, 1810 nucleotides. Its product is annotated as tRNA (guanine-N2-)-methyltransferase. The record is from RefSeq and is a predicted model, not a curated record. Gene Ontology annotation, biological process: methylation. Gene Ontology annotation, molecular function: nucleic acid binding. The transcript is spliced from 5 exons. Gene Ontology annotation, cellular component: cytoplasm. The coding region runs from base 287 to 1723 and encodes 478 amino acids. Lineage: Eukaryota; Fungi; Ascomycota; Eurotiomycetes; Eurotiales; Aspergillaceae.
GUGUAGAGUAGCAUUGUGAUUCCUCCAAUGUUGAGCAGGGCUGGACUGUUGGAAGGUGUCGACGACAAACGGGAUCCUCAAAUCCAGCGGAUCAUGAGAAAAAAAAUCAAUUCCGCAUCUCUCACUGACCAGACAAUCACAUCGACGCUCCCAAUCAGAUAAUUGACCAGAUUGCAAGUCUUUCUUGUCUGUGAUCUUUCUCCGCAGUUGCAGUAGUGCAGUCAUUGAAAUAGUUCGACCAGACAGCUGUGGCGCGGGGCCCAGCGCAAGCCCUCCGACGAUUACGAUGGAAUACCUGAUCCGCUUCGCCCAGGUCCACGAGUCUUUCCGACAGCCUGAGAUCCAGGCGCUGGCCGACUUGGCCGGCAUUGAUCUCGAGUUCGUCUACUACGAUAAAUAUUCCCCAUUCUGCGUCAUCAGAGUCCCCGAUGAAGCCGCGGCGCGCACGCUCAUCGCCCGCAGCAUCCUAGCGAAGGACAUCUUCGAGCUCUGGGGCUAUGGCACCAACCUGGACGAGGUGCACGCGGAUGUCCGCAGGCGGACGACCGAGGCCCGCUGGGCCGACUUCCAGACGGACUCGUUCCGCUUCACGGUCGACAGCUUCGCGGGCAAACGCAGCAACGACAAGAAGCGCGAGAUCAUCCAGUCGUUCUCCUUCCUCGGCUUCCAGGGUCCCAUCCGCAUGAAGAGCCCGGACCAGGACUUUUGGGUUCUGGAGGACUACGGCUGGGAUGUAGCUGCCACUGACGCGGCCGCUGCAACUCCCGAGGGACGCAGCAGCACCCCCAUCUUGCGCCCCGUUCCAGAAGGCCAGGAACCCAAGCGGAUCUGGUUCGGCCGCUGGCUGGCCAACAGCAGCCGCGACGUGAUCAACAAGUACGACCUCAAGAAGCGGCGGUACAUCAGCACGACGUCCAUGGACGCGGAGCUGACGCUGAUCACGGCGAACAUGGCCCACGCGGCGCCGGGCAAGCUGUUCUACGACCCCUUCGUCGGCACGGGCAGCUUCCUCGUGGCGAUGGGCCACUUCGGGGCCCUGAACUUCGGGUCGGACAUCGACGGCCGCAGCUUCCGCGGCAAGGAGAUGAUCGAGCGCGGCGGCACCAUGGGCGUGCUCGCCAACUUCCAGCAGUAUGAGAUCGUCGGCCAGUUCCUGGAUGUCUUCUCCUCCGAUCUGACGAAUACGCCGCUGCGCGCGCAGCCGUUCCUCGACGGGAUCGUCUGCGAUCCGCCGUACGGGGUGCGCGAGGGGCUGAGGGUGUUGGGGAGGCGGGAGGGGCUCCGGAACGAGGAGGUGAUUAUCGAUGGGGUGCCGGCUCAUCUUCGACCCGGUUACAUUGCUCCGAAGAAGCCCUACGGCUUCGAGGCCAUGCAGAACGAUAUUCUCGACUUCGCCGCUCGGACUCUCGUUAUCGGUGGACGCAUGUGCAUGUGGAUGCCUACCGCCAACGACGAGGAUCUCGAGCUAGACACGCCCAUGCACCCGAACCUGGAGGUUCUGAGUGUGUCCGUUCAGCCCUUCUACAACUGGUCCCGUCGACUCAUCACCUACCGCAGACUCCCCGAAGGACAAGUAUCGGAUGUGUCCAAGGGACGCAGCAGACUCGACUCAGAGGGAGUCUACGCUGAUCAAUUGAAUUCCUUCCGAAAGAAGUACUUCACCAAAAACCCGCAGUACGACAACAAAGAGCCCAGAUCAGGCAGCGCCACGCCGGCCCCAUGAUACCAGAAUAGCCUCUAGUAUGCAUUUAUCUUAAAAAUCCAUCAUGUCAUGCUCAUCAUACUCACACCAAGAACCUGGAAUGGAUGC